CCUGAGGAUCACCAGGGGUUGACUCAUUGGAUAGGUAUUCCCGUCGUGCCCUUUCCCACUGACAACAUCACCUUGAAUCGUCUCGAAGCCUCCCUGGUUGCAGUCGCAAAUCAAAAUGCCAAAGGUUUAUCUUCUCGAUUAUGUUGCCGGCAACGUGCGCAGUCUUGUGAACGCCAUUGAAAAGUGUGGCUACGUGGUCGAGUGGAUCCGGUCGCCGGAGGAUGUCCCAAAAGCAGAGAAACUGAUUCUGCCUGGUGUCGGACACUUUGGCCACUGCCUCUCGCAGCUUUCCGCCGCCGGCUUCCUCCCCGCGAUCCGAGCCCACAUCGAUGCCGGCAAGCCGUUUAUGGGCAUUUGCGUCGGUCUCCAGGCACUCUUCUCCAGCUCAGCAGAAGACGCAGACUGCCCGGGUAUUUGUCUCAUACCAGGAAGUCUCGAUCGAUUCGACGACAGUGUGAAAGCUGUGCCCCAUAUUGGCUGGAACAAUGCUUCCUGUCCCACGAAUCCAACGCUUUAUGGCUUGAGCCCAGAUUCGAAAUACUACUAUGUGCACUCGUACAAAUACCCCUACGUCAAGGGCGAGCUGGAAAGCCAUGGUUGGGCCGUGGCAACAGGCACAUAUGGCACCGAAACUUUCGUCGGCGCCGUGGCUAAAGGAAACGUCCUGGCCACCCAGUUCCACCCCGAAAAGAGCGGCGUCGCCGGUCUCCGAGUGAUCCGAUCUUUCCUCGACGGCUCGGGAGCGAAGGCGCUGGCCGAGCAUCUCCCACAAAAAAGCAACAUCGCUGCCGAACUCGUUCCCAAAGAUGGCCUUACGCGCCGUGUCAUUGCCUGCCUCGACGUGCGCACCAACGACCAGGGCGAUCUCGUUGUCACCAAAGGCGAUCAGUAUGAUGUGCGGGAAAAGGGCUCUGAUCGCAACGUCCGCAACCUCGGAAAGCCGGUUGAAAUGGCCAAGAAGUACUAUGAACAGGGUGCUGACGAGGUCACGUUUCUCAACAUCACUUCCUUCCGCGACUGCCCCGUCGCCGACCUCCCCAUGCUCGAAAUCCUCCGGCGCACUUCCGAGACAGUCUUUGUUCCUCUGACGAUCGGCGGUGGCAUCAGGGAUACCGUUGACGUCGAUGGAACCAAGGUUUCGGCCCUCGAAAUAGCAACCAUGUACUUCAAAUCUGGCGCCGACAAGGUUUCCAUCGGCUCAGAUGCUGUCAUUGCGGCCGAGGAGUACUACAAUGCUGGAAAGACGCUGUUCGGAAACACGGCCAUCGAGCAGAUCAGCAAAGCAUACGGCAACCAGGCUGUCGUUGUUAGCAUCGACCCAAAGAGGGUUUAUGUGCCGAAACAAGAGGCCACACGCCACGCCACUCUCAAGACAAAGUUUCCCGGGCCAAAGGGAGAAGAGUACUGCUGGUAUGCCUGCACAAUCAAGGGGGGUCGGGAGACGAGAGAUCUGGACGUGGUGGAGCUCACCCAAGCCGUCGAGGCAAUGGGCGCGGGCGAGAUUCUUCUCAACUGCAUCGACAAGGACGGCACAAACAGCGGGUUUGAUCUCGAGUUGAUCAACCAGGUCAAGGGGGCUGUCAGGAUACCAGUCAUUGCUAGCAGUGGUGCGGGAAAUCCUGGACACUUUGAUGAGGUGUUUAGGGAGACGACAACCGACGCCGCGCUGGGUGCCGGUAUGUUCCAUAGAGGGGAAUAUACGGUACAGCAGGUGAAGGAUUAUCUGGCCGGCAAAAAUUUGGUGGUGAGGAAAUUCGAGGGGGAGUUUUGAGAUGUGUACAGUUCUGGAGAAAAGCAGGCGAAAUUUAAGGU
Messenger RNA from Podospora pseudopauciseta, 1812 nucleotides. It is a transcript of the gene HIS7, whose product is annotated as Histidine biosynthesis bifunctional protein hisB. Lineage: Eukaryota; Fungi; Ascomycota; Sordariomycetes; Sordariales; Podosporaceae. Gene Ontology annotation, molecular function: oxo-acid-lyase activity; imidazoleglycerol-phosphate synthase activity. Bases 116 to 1771 code for a protein of 551 amino acids. The transcript is spliced from 2 exons. Gene Ontology annotation, biological process: L-histidine biosynthetic process. The record is from RefSeq and is a predicted model, not a curated record.